AUGGCUCUGUUCAUGGACUCGGACUUCUCUUUACUCAAGCAGAACCAGCAGAAGGACCUGGUGGACCUGAAGGCGCUGUUUGGAGAACAGGAGCACUGCAAAGGUCAGCGAAAAGCCGGCGGCCUGGUGGAGGGUCAGAGGAAGAGGAAGAGGACCAUCUUCAGCCGGGCCCAGCUGUCGGAGCUGGAGCAGGCCUUCGCCGUGACCCCCUACCCGGACAUCACCCUCAGGGAGAGGCUGGCUGCUCACACCCACCUGCCCGAGAGCAAGAUCCAGGUUUGGUUCCAAAACAGAAGAGCUAGAAGCAUCAAGACAGGCAGACCCCCCAAGUCCACCAAGCCUGUGCUGGGAGGUAGAGGUUUUGUGGAGCCCUCUCCUGGUCCUGUGGCCUCCACAUACCCGGGCCCACCCUCUCUGGCAGACAUUUUCAGGCCAGAGCAGAACCACUCUUGUGAGGAUGUACCUCAGAUUUACUCUGACUGGAUCCAGAUCUACAGCAACCCUGUAUCACCACCAUCCUCCUCCUCAACCCUCCACCAGCAGCAGCCCGUUCGCAGCUGCUCCAAAUCCUCAGAGUCUCGUCUCUGGGAGGAGGAGCAGCACCGGCAGCAGCACCUGGGACCAACGCUCACCGGUUUCCUUCCCGGUUCAUUUUCUCAGCCCAUCAGCAGGCAGCCUCACCACCCUGCCUCCACCCGCUCCUACCAGGCCUUCAGGAACUUCAAGCCCCAGAGUCUGGCUCCAUCUGGGGCUCAUCAGGGCAUGUAUGGAGGCAGCACUGGAGGUGGAGGUCACGCCUCAGUAGACCAGGUGGUCCCUUCCCACCCUCAGCCGGUGUACUGGGAGGUGACUCAAGGUCAGGGACACCACCACCACCAUCAUCAUCAUCAUCACCCUCAGAUGGGACCACAGACCUCCAUGGGCUACAUCUCAGACCUGAUCUACAACGCUGCAAUUGUUACAAAUUUUCUAGAAUUCUGAUCCCUCUGGAUGAAGAUCACAGACUGUAUUAAUAAUGGAUAUUGUUGCAAUCGAGGUCCUUGUUUCUGUCAGGCCCCUUUGUAUUUCACUUUACAGCAUUUUCUGUGUUCUAUGUGUUUACUGUAUGACUGAAGCCGGUAGUCUAAUAUACUGUAGUCUAAUAGCGAUACUGUAGCAGAACAGAGUUGUUGUGAUGUUGUUCCUUGUCCUACUUUUUUAUGUUUUAUGUUUUCAACAAUGUGUUGUAAA
Messenger RNA from Acanthochromis polyacanthus (spiny chromis), 1230 nucleotides. Its product is annotated as homeobox protein SEBOX-like. Gene Ontology annotation, molecular function: DNA binding. The record is from RefSeq and is a predicted model, not a curated record. Lineage: Eukaryota; Metazoa; Chordata; Actinopteri; Pomacentridae. The transcript has 3 exons. Bases 1 to 981 code for a protein of 326 amino acids.